GCAAUUCUUGGCUUCCAUAUAGUCGUCUCUCUCAUAGCUCUUACUGUCAUGAGUAAGCUGGGCACUCGCUUUUCUUUGAUACAGAUGUUCAUUGUAAAAGGAUUAUAUCGUUUCAUUGCUCCUUCCAAUGAUGAUAUUCGUGCGCUCAUGCCACCAUCUAAAGACAAUCCCAGAGCAAGAAAGAAAAAGCGAGAAGAGGAAGAAGCUGAGGGUUUCAACGUACCUAAGUCUCUUCCGUUACGUCUUCGUGUGGGCAGCGUCUUGGAGGAGGAGCUUAGAAAUCUGCCCAUGUACUCAUCAGUUCAUUGGCUUUCUCUGUUUGUACCAUUAUGUCUCAUCGUCUACUCACUGAGUGAAGUUUAUACAUUUGUGUUUCCGAGCAGCACCGACACAAAUGUUGCUAUCCUUUGGCUCCUUAUAGCUGUAGCCUUCGUUUUGCAGGUUGGUGUUCCACUUGAUUUGAGCAUUGCCUGA
Messenger RNA from Cylicostephanus goldi, 474 nucleotides. The record is from the annotation of a GenBank genome assembly. Lineage: Eukaryota; Metazoa; Nematoda; Chromadorea; Rhabditida; Strongylidae.